Molecule: messenger RNA, 1553 nt
Organism: Hydractinia symbiolongicarpus
Lineage: Eukaryota; Metazoa; Cnidaria; Hydrozoa; Anthoathecata; Hydractiniidae
Exons: 3
Coding region: 951-1466 (171 amino acids)
Cellular component (GO): membrane
Source: RefSeq, a predicted model, not a curated record
AACUACCACGUUGCAUUAGCAAAAGUAUUGGUUUUAAUAAUAUAAACCGCCAAGCAUUAUUUUUUAAUGUAAAGACAUUUUCAGCAGAUUAAAAAAGAAAAUUAAAGAAUUAUGGGAAAUCUAUGCAAAUCAGAUAAGAUUUUUCCAUCCAGCAGGUCAUUUAUAGUAAAAUUAACCCACUGGUAAAAUGUGUUUUUGUUCCCCUUUAUUUCACUUGCAUCACGCUACACCUCUUUCGCGUCGAACUAGGUCAGUCCCCGGCCCUCUACUACAUAUCCAGUACAGGUGAGGGAUCUGUCCGAAGGAUUGUAGCUUUUUUAAAUGCAUCCACAUAUAGCGGAGUUCAUUUACGGGGUUUAAAUUUAACAGCUUAGCUUCUUGAAAGAACUGCUUGUCUAUCUUCCGCAAAAACUAAUCUCCGUGAAUUUAUUUUUUGUUGUUGUUUUUUCCAUUAAAACUUUUAUUUUUUUCCGAAAAUGUCUGUCCAUAUGUAGGUGUAGACUGCACUUCAUCUUUCCGACAAGCAUCAGCUCGUUUCCUUGACUAAACUAUGGGUAAUAUUUAAAUAACACGAUCUUUAAAAUUCAUUUUCAUACAAAAAUGUUUGUCGAACGCAAUUUUGCUACCUUGAGAAGAAUUCGUCAGUGUGUCGAAAUUUCUAUAAAAAGUGCCCCAUACCUGGGAAAUAACGAAAAUGUGGUAAGUGACUUCUUAACGUAAGUUUACGCGACCAAAAAUAGUUUGCUGAAAGCUUCCCGCUUCUAUAUUUACGAGCGCGUAUCAAAAGUAUUUCACAACGACAAACGAACGAUUUUUUUUAAAAAAAAAGAUCAAUAAUAAAUAACGCAUUUAGAACAUUCAAAGAAAAAAGUAAAUAAAAAUUGAAUUAACACAGAAAAAGUUUCGCGGUUUGCACGCAAAAAUAUUUUCAUCAGUUUUACUUUGUGAAGAUGAAACUGAUUCGUGUUGUAUUGAUGUUAUUGUCAUUGCUGGGCAUUGUAUUCCUCAUAAUAAGUACUGCUGGUACAGCUUGGGGAAAAGAUGAUUCUCAGACAAAUUUUAACGAAGCGGUAACGGAUAUAGGACUGUGGAAAAGCUGUAGAGGAGAAGUGUGCACAGCGUAUCUCGAAGAGGUCAUAGAAGGUUGGUGGUUUGCCAUUCGAGUUGAAAUGAUACUAGCUAUUAUUAUAUCGUUCACUGGAUUUAUCUUGUCUAUGGUCAUGAUUGUGAGGGAGUCGGUGAAAGGUUACUACCUAGCAGGUUUAUUAGCACCAGCGGCUUUUCUUGCGUUUAUUGGUGUAUGCACGUGGAUGAGUAAAAUCAACAAACCGUACAAAAUUGGGUAUAGUUGCGUACUUGGUGUGGUAGGCGUGGUUAUCUUGGUUACCGCCAUUAUUGCGGCAAUUAUAAGUACAUGGCGUAUGAAGAAACAGCAGAAUUCUUCAUCAGCAGCGCUGAUGUAUUAAAUUGAAUUUCAAGGCUAUCAACCUCGUUCUCAGGUUAUCUUGGUAUUUUUGUGUGUAUGAGAAGAGACUAUCGAUGUCGUUAAUAAA